GGCGAAGUUGGGAGCGAUGGGAGGGGAGCGCUCAGUGCUGCAGCUGGACGGUGGAGCGGCUCGUGUGGUGCCGGGCAUGACGAGAUGCUGCUCGCGGUGUCGGGAGUAAUAAUGAACGCCUUCAGUAAGUGCUGGGGAUGGAUGAGGGAGGUUUACCGGCAGCGCAGGGCGGAAUAACAGUGAGCCGUUGUGCCUCCAGGCUCCGCGAUGGUGUCACCUCUGCUAUCCGGACAGGGGACGCUGGCAGAGAAGUGACACACCGGCGUUGGAAUUUACACAACUGUCAGUCUCCGCGGUAGACGCGCGAGGGAGUAGAGACAUGGAGAAACAGAGCAGAGUCAAGGAGGAAAUGCCGACAUCGAAGGAGGAGAAGCGCAAAGAGAAGAAGCCCAAAUCGGGGAAGCUCUUCCGAAGGAAGUCGUUGAAGUCUGUGGGGAGUUUCAUGAACAGAAUCAUCAAAACUUUGGGCACUUUGACCCACUUUGGAGACGCGGACGCGCGGGACGCGGAGGACGACGACGGGGGGUUUCGGAAUGGCGCAUCUUGCACCCUCAGCGCCGGCUCGGGAACAGUCAGAGACGACGCACAUGUGACUUGGGAUCGCGCGGUGAAGAACAUCUCGAGCACGUCUUCCUCCCUGUGCACCGGCAGAGACAAACUGCUGCACCAAUUCGCAGAGAAAAUCCCAGGUGUCCUGGGGCUGAAGAACCACGGGAACACCUGCUUCAUGAACGCCGUGGUCCAGUGUCUGAGCAACACGGACCUGCUCGCAGAGUACCUGGGGCUGGAGCGGUACAAGCUGGACCUGAGUCAGACCAGAAUGAACGGGGUGGUGAAAGGUGAUGAGAUGCGGGUCGCCAAGGGAGAAGUCACGGCGCAGUUGGCAUCGCUCGUCAGGGCUCUGUGGACUCUGGAGUACACCCCACAGCUGUCUGUGGACUUUAAGACUAUAGUGUCCAAGUACGGAUCGCAGUUUCGUGGUAACUCCCAGCACGACGCCCUGGAGUUCCUCCUGUGGCUGCUGGACCGCGUCCAUGAAGACGUCAAUCAGGCCUCCCACAAUAACAACAACAGGUCCAAAGCCCCCGGAAAGGGCCCCGGUGGAGCGGAGGAGCUGCUGUUUCCUGACCCGUCCCAACAGCCCGGAGUCCAGCACAGCUUUGUCCAGGAACAUUUCCAGGCACAGUACAAAUCUUCACUGACAUGCCCCCACUGUAUGAAGCAGAGCAACACCUUUGACCCGUUCCUCUGCAUCUCACUCCCAAUUCCUCUUCGCCAGACCAGGUCGCUGUGCGUGAUUCUGGUGUUCAGCACCAAAGGACAGCGGUACCGGCGGGUCGGGCUGGCUGUGCCUCUGUUCGGCUCCGUGGCUUGCCUGAGGAGGAUGGCGGCUGACGAGGGGAAGAUUUCCCCAGACCAGGUGAUCCUGACGGAGGUGUACUCCACAGGCUUCCAGCGCUCCUUCUUCGAUGAGGAGGAUCUGACCAGCAUAGCUGACAAUGAUGUCAUCUACGCCUUCCAGGCUCCGCCCCUGUACAUCAGAGGAGGCUCUGCUCGGAUCUCAGGGUACCAUCACAGCCUCCCGUCAUCUCCGUACUCCUCUGGUCCCGAGGGUCAGAGGUUACCUUCCUCUGGGACCUUGUCUUCAGAGUUCCUCAACCAGGGCGUCCCCGUAAAGAUUCUGAUGUUGGUGUGCAACGCCUCAGGGGGCGGCCAACAGACUGUGAGGUUUGGACCUCCGUUCCUGAUGAGGGAGGACCGGUCUAUCUCCUGGGACCAGCUGCAGCAGAGCAUCCUCAGCAAGCUUUAUUACCUGAUGAUCAAUGGAGCUCAGGCGCAGAAUACCAGAGUGCUGUUCAACAUCCGCGUGGUGGGAGGAUCUGCGUUUUACAGCUACCUGUCUCCUCAGGACGGGCGGCCGCUCCACCACCCUGCUGUCGACAGAGCUCUGAAGCUCUGCUGCUCAGGAGGACCCCCACACGUGAAGCUCAUCAUCGAGUGGGAGCACAGAAUCAAAGACUGCCUGUUUGGUAACAUUCAGGAGGAGGUGGUGAAGGACGCGGACAGCGUGAGGAAUCAGCAGCAGCAGCACGUCCAGCAGUACAGCUGCACGUUGGACGAGUGCUUCCAGCUCUACACCAAAGAGGAACAGCUUGCCCCGGACGACGCCUGGAAGUGCCCCCACUGUAAGCAGCUGCAGCAGGGCAUGGUGAAGAUGAGCCUGUGGACGCUGCCGGACAUCCUCAUCCUCCACCUGAAGCGCUUCAGGCAGGUGGGGGAGCGGAGGAACAAGCUCACCACGUUCGUGCACUUCCCCCUGGCGGGCCUGGACAUGGCGCCGCACAUGGUGAGCCGCGGCCAUCAGCCCCCUCAGCCCCCUCUCCAGCCGGGCUGGACGCAGCCCCGACGGCCUGACCUGGCUCCUCCCGACUUCCUGUACGACCUGUAUGCUGUGUGCAACCACCAUGGAGGAAUGCAUGGCGGACAUUACACAGCCUUCUGUAGGAACUCGGUGGACGGCCAGUGGUACAGCUACGAUGACAGCAGUGCUGAAGCGGUGCCUGAAGCGGAGGUGUGCACGCGUGGAGCCUACAUCCUCUUCUAUCAGAGAAGAGACGCCAUCCCCCCGUGGUCUGCCAGUUCUUCAGUCACCGGUUCCACCAGCUCAUCCACCUCUGACCACUGGCUGGUCCGGCUAGCAGGGGGCAGUAAGAGGGGCAGCGUGGUGUCAGGAGGACCAGUACCUGGACCUCCGGGGCCCGUUCAGGCCCCAGAGUCUCCUGAGCUGCCAGUGUUUGGAGACGAACUGCCCAGAACAGUAGAAACAAAUGGGUUUGCAGCCAAGCCGUUAGUCCGCGGGAGCCAAGGCAGGAGUGUGAGCAUGAGAUCCCCAACGAAGCCCAAGGAGAGUCUGAGCAAAGUUCUGCCGCUGCGGUGGUCUUUUGGCACCAAGGACCGCAUUAGACACUCAGCCCAGACCCAGCCUGGGGAGCUGGUGGAGUACCUGGAGUCUGGGCGCCGCCCCCGAUGCACCAAAGACCCUAUAAUAGCACUGGUGGCCACCCCACCACAGAGGAAUGCCCCAGGAAGGGCCUUCGAAGUAGGACAGGACUGCAGCUCACCCAGCGGCAGCAGUCUCAGCUAUACUGACCGACCCGGCUCCGACACUUGUUACUCCCCCAAAAUACCGAAGGGACAGAGCCGAGCUUGUGUGGAGAGAAGCAUGAGCCAGGGUGUCGGCAACAGGGACGAUGGCUCUCUGAGGCAGAGGUCGUCUAAGAGAGCAAGGCCGGACCAUGGCAGGACCCUGGACCUCCAGCUUCAGAGAGGGGCCCUUCUGAUGGGUCACAUCAGCCACAGCGCACCUCAGAGCAGAGACUCCACAUUAGGAAGGACCAAGGGGGUGACUUUCAGGACGCAGAAGGACUCGUUACAGAUGGCCAUUCAACCCGGGGACAGGAGGGGCCAGAGGGGACAGGAGGGCCGCAGCCACGACAGCCUGCUGUCUUUUUUCAAACCGGGUUUCAUCAAGAAAGACAUUCCCGGUUCACCAAUCAAGGGGCACGACCAGCGUAUAAACGGCCACGGGCACCCGGAGAAACUGGCGAGCAGCAACCUAGCCAAACUGUCCCUCUCCAAUGGCACGCUGACCACGCCGAGCUGCGACGCCCAUAACUGCAAAGCGCAGCUGGUCAACGGAAAGGCCGGGAGUCACGACCCCGUGGACAUAAAGCGCGCUCACAGCUCCGGCAACAUCCAGACGAGGCUGGAUUUGACAUUUCGCAGGUGUGCCUCCCUGCAGAGGAACAGAGAGGCAGUGGCCCCCCCGGCCCACCGCGUCCCGCUGUCGGACAAGCCGAGCUACGCCACUCUGCAGCGCACGCGUUUCAGCACCACGUCCCUGGUCCCUCUGUGACAGCCCUGACUGACAGCUGACCACCACGACCUCUGCUGAUUUCUACGCUCGUCACCCAUCGGAGCUCCCAGCAGGAGGCGUCGCCGGAGACAAAGUACAUCCUCUCGCUCCCCUCCAUAGUGCUGUCAUAAGUUCUUACCCGUGUGUGUCUUAAACUAAAUCUAUGCAGAGUUGAAUUUACUGAGGAGGAACACUGCUGUAAUGUGAUUUUAUUUUUCCUCUCUUUAGUCUGCUGGUAACACGUGCUUUCGUUACAGCUGAGGGUGAUUCGGUAAAUUCAUAAAACCAUCAUCUGUUACAUGUGCUACAAUGUGUCAAAGUGUUAAACAUCUGCACUGUAAAUCGGCUGCUGGAACAACAUGCAUCAUUUGCUUUGUCAUCUUACUAUCAUGUUAUAUCACAAAUGCACUUUCUUCUUUUUUCAAAUCCAUAUUUUUCUGCACGAUCAGAGCUUAUGUGACAUUGCUAAUGAAGGAACAUCUACACUGCUGCAAAAAUUGGCAAAAAAAAGCUUUUUCUUUUUCUGUAUAUCUUCAAUUUGCAGCCAACAGAUAAUCAGCGGGAGAGGUGUGUGGCUGCUACACUAGAUGAAGAGAAUCUAAGUAAUACCUGUUAUAACUAUAAGUUGACGUGUGAGAAGCCCUUCCCCUUGAAAACACCUUUUCCUCUGGUUUUUGUUCGGGUGAGUUCUGUGGACGGUUGAAGAGUUUUGGCUCAUCAUGAAGCAGGAGGUGAGAUUGUUCAGACUACAGAGACGCUUGCAGAGCAAUAAAUGAUGUGAUUCUGUGUUUCCACCUCUGCUGAGCGACAACCCGAAUUUCUGUCUCUUUCAUUGAAGGCAGAUUUGAAUUCUUACUGAUAAAGUGCCAACGAUGACAGGACCAGCUUCAAAAGCUCAGUUUUUCUCUUUCAGGAUUGAACAGAGGAUUCACACACUGUGCACACACACACACACACUCACUCAUUCUGUCUCUGCAGACACAGGGAUGUAAUGAGUCCUGGUGGUAAUCAUGCUCCGCCACAUUCACAUGAAGUGUAAUAAAGUGGGCAGCACAGACAGUUGAUGCUCCUGUGUGUUUGAGUCACAGUCAUCAGUCUUCCUCACCGUUUCUGUCACUGGGGAUCAUUGGGGAACGUAAAGAGUCCAGAGUAUUUGCCUCCACUGUAACUGUGUUCAUGUCGUGUCGGUUAACAUCACGGUCUAACAACACUCUACCAAAAUCAAGUGAUAGGAAAUAAAGGAUGUUUUGGAGACAUUAUUUGGGGACUAUGUCUAGAUUAUAUUUUAUUAUUAACUUUUUUAAAAGUCUACAUUUUGUACCUGUAAUUAUGUAAUUAAAGUACCAGAUUUAAAACGCUAUGUUUCAGGCUCCUGUACCAGGUCAGACUAAUACGUGCUGUAACUGGGGUUUGAAUUGGACACGACACACAGACGUCCUUGUACUGGACUCUCUAUAAUAUCUGCUUAAUGCACUGCAAGUUUUAUGGAUUGCAAAUUAAACACGGCUUUUCUCACAAACGAA
Anarrhichthys ocellatus (wolf-eel) is the source of this 5439-nucleotide messenger RNA. RefSeq names its product ubiquitin specific peptidase 43b (gene usp43b). NCBI's taxonomy places the organism in Eukaryota, Metazoa, Chordata, Actinopteri, Perciformes, Anarhichadidae. The coding region runs from base 320 to 3916 and encodes 1198 amino acids. Gene Ontology annotation, biological process: protein deubiquitination. Gene Ontology annotation, molecular function: cysteine-type deubiquitinase activity. The record is from RefSeq and is a predicted model, not a curated record. The transcript is spliced from 16 exons.